Telopea speciosissima is the source of this 689-nucleotide messenger RNA. RefSeq names its product 18.2 kDa class I heat shock protein-like. The transcript has a single exon. Lineage: Eukaryota; Viridiplantae; Streptophyta; Magnoliopsida; Proteales; Proteaceae. The record is from RefSeq and is a predicted model, not a curated record. Gene Ontology annotation, biological process: response to salt stress; protein folding; protein complex oligomerization. Bases 56 to 541 code for a protein of 161 amino acids.
UUGUUAAUUUUCUGUUUUUUCUCUAUAGUUCUUCAAAGCCGAAGUCGAAUAGAAAAUGUCGAUGAUUCCAAGCAUUUUCGGUGGUCGACGAAGCAAUAUCUUUGAUCCAUUCUCACUGGACAUCUGGGAUCCGUUCGAGGGCUUCCCCUUCAACAAUAACAAUUCCCUUACCUCAGCUCCCAAUUCAACUCGUGAAACCUCUGCAUUCGCCAGUACUCGCAUCGAUUGGAAGGAGACUCCUCAAGCUCAUGUGUUCAAGGCCGAUCUCCCUGGGCUUAAGAAGGAAGAAGUGAAGGUAGAGGUGGAGGACGGAAGAGUCCUCCAGAUUAGCGGAGAGAGGAGCAGGGAGCAGGAAGAGAAGAACGACAAGUGGCACCACGUGGAAAGGAGCAGCGGCAAGUUCCUGAGGCGAUUCAGGCUGCCUGAGAAUGCCAAGAUGGAGCAGGUUAAGGCCAAUAUGGAGAACGGAGUGCUUACGGUCACUGUCCCCAAGGAAGAGCAGAGGAAGCCCGAGGUCAAGACCAUCGAUAUCUCCGGCUAAAUACUUCCUACUCCAAUUCCAACCUAUAAAACCAUAAUGUGUAUUGGUUGCUUGUGAUAUGCUAUGGUGUUUUUGAUGUAGAAUUUGCUUGUGAGAAUGUCUCUUCUAGGGUCUGGUACUUCGUCUAAGUUUCGUUGGUGUUGUAAUG